AGGAGGAGGAGGAGGAGGAGCGGAGGAGGAGGGGGGGCGCCGCGGAGGCUGGGAGGGGCUCCUUAAAGCCGCGCCGCCGCCGCCUGGCAUUGUGGCCAGCCCGAAAGCACUCGAGGGGGGGACCCAGGCAGGCAGCGCGGCGCCUCGCCCGGAGGAGCUCCCGCGCACCCCCGCCAGCCCCGCGCGCCCUCCCCCCCACCCGACGCCGGCCAAACUCGGGGGGGAGAGUCGUGGACGGGGGGGUCUUGCCAAGCAGACUAGAAACCGGAUUGCACCGCAAAAAGCCAGGAUAUUUUUUGUCCCCCUCCCAAGGAAACUACAACAACAUAUAUUGGGGCUUUGUUUUGUUACCAGCAUCCAGGAAUUGCUUGCCGGGGGUCCCCGCCCGGUGCCCCCUUCGCUGCUGCCGCCGCCCGGGCUUCUUCCUUUGUGUCUGCUUGGCUCCCCCCCCCCCCCGCCGCCACUGAUCCCAGCGCAGGAGGGAGAGGAGGAGGAGGAGGAAGGCGGUAUCCAGCGGGACGAUGCCCAGCUCGCUGUUCGCCGAGAUGGAGAGGAACGGGGGCGGCGGCGGCGGGGGCGGCGGCGUUGGCGAGACCCUGGACGACCAGCGAGCCCUGCAGCUGGCCCUGGACCAGCUGUCGCUGCUGGGCUUGGACGGCGACGAGCCGGGCUCCUUGUACGACAGCGAGCCGCGCAAGAAGAGCGUCAACAUGACCGAGUGCGUGCCCGUGCCCAGCUCCGAGCAUGUCGCCGAGAUCGUGGGCAGGCAAGGUUGUAAAAUCAAAGCUCUGCGGGCCAAAACCAACACCUACAUCAAGACGCCGGUCCGCGGGGAGGAGCCUCUCUUCGUGGUGACGGGCAGGAAGGAAGAUGUGGCCAUGGCCCGGAGGGAGAUCAUCUCGGCGGCGGAGCACUUCUCCAUGAUCCGCGCCUCCCGGAACAAGAACCCGGUGCUGAACGGCGCCGUGCCCAGCCCGCCCAACCUGCCGGGCCAGACCACCAUCCAGGUGCGCGUGCCUUACCGCGUGGUGGGCCUGGUGGUGGGGCCCAAGGGGGCCACCAUCAAGCGCAUCCAGCAGCAGACCCACACCUACAUCGUCACGCCCAGCCGCGACAAGGAGCCCGUCUUCGAGGUGACCGGCAUGCCGGAGAACGUGGACCGCGCCCGCGAGGAGAUCGAGGCCCACAUCGCCAUGCGCACCGGCGGACUCGUCGAGCUCACCGACGACAACGACUUCCACGCCAACGGCACCGACGUGGGCUUCGACCUGCACGGAGGCAGCCUCUGGAGUAAGCCCACUCCUCCUCCUCCGCCGCCCCCGCCCCCUCCGCCGCCCCCGCCUCCCCCACCCGCCCCGUCCACCGGCAGCAUCCCCCCGACGCCCGGGCGCAAGGCUUUUUGCAGCGGCAGUUAUCGCCACGACAGCUCCAGCUCGCUGGGGAGCGCCUCCUCCGACUCCUUCUUCAACGGCGGCCGCCUGGGCGACUACAGCCCUCCGCUGGGCGGCCCGCCGGGCGUCUACGCGGGCGAGGGGGGGCUGCCGUCGCCCGAGUGCUGCGCGGCCGCGGAGCUGCCGCCCUUCGACUCCCCGCCGGGCUUCGAGGGCGCGCCCCUGCUCUGGGCGCAGCUGGAGCGCGGCAACGUGGCCUUCGCGGCGGGCGGCUCGACGGCUGCGGCGCCCAACUCCAACCUGGCCUUGCUGGUGAGCGGCGCGCAAAGGCGCGGAGGAGGGGGCGGGGGCUCCGCGGCUCCUCCCCCUCCCGUGGCGCGCCUCUCCCCGCCUCUGCACGGAGGCGUGGCGCUGGAGGCCCAUCCCUUGGCGCGCCGCGUGCGCAGCGACCCGGGCGGCCGUCUGCUGGCCUCUUCCUCCUCCUCGUCCUCCUCCUAUCCGCUCUACGCCAACGGGCUGGCCUGCUGCCCCCUGCCCGGCCUGCCGUCCGACUCCUCCGCCUCCUCGUCGUCGUCCUCCUCCUCUUCCUCCAGCUCGUCGUGCUCCUCCUCGGGCCUGCGCAGGAAAGGCAGCCGCGACUGCUCGGUGUGCUUCGAGAGCGAGGUCAUCGCGGCGCUGGUGCCCUGCGGCCACAACCUCUUCUGCAUGGAGUGCGCCAACCGCAUCUGCGAGAAGAGCCAGCCCCAGUGCCCCGUCUGCCACAGCGCGGUCACGCAAGCCAUCCGCAUCUUCUCCUGAGGGCGCGCCCCCGCCCCACCCUACCACGCCCCCCUUCUGCUGCCUCCGAGGUCUUCUUGCAAACGAGGAUGGGUAGGUGACAGGCAUUCGACCUGCCUAUUGCAAACGAGGAUGGGUAGGUACCACAGGCAUUCAACCUGCCUCCAAGGUCUUCUUGCAUACAAGGAUGGAUAGGUUACAGGCAUUAAAGCUGCAGUAUCCGCACAUUCCCCCCAAAGCCCCCUCCCCCCCAAUGAAAUCACACAAGUGGAGGGGGCUGAACCUGUCUUUGCAGGACAGUUGCCAUUUAAUUUAAAAAGUACAUCUAUAUAUAUAUAUAUAAAAAUAUAUAUGAAUAUAUUAUUUUUGCAUUGAGUGUACUGUAGCCUAGAGUGGGUUUCGAGGGGGAUGUUUGUUAACAUCAAAUGCAUGCUAUAAAUAUUAAGGAACGUCAUUCUAGAAAUAUACUACUUUUUACACAUUUAAGGCCAAGCUUCCAAAACAAUCUGUUUCUCUCUGUCUCUUUCUCUUCCUUCUCUCUCUUUUCUGAAUUAAGGUAGGACAUGCAUAUCCGUUAUGAUGUCUCUGUCUUUCUUUCUCUCUUUUCUUUCUCUCUUCUAAAUUAAGGUAGGACAUGCAUAUCGGUUAUGAUGCCGUGUGAACCGUUAGUAUAAAGUGCUGGUAGUUGCUAGAUUGCUUAUGGGGAAAUCUAUGGAUGGAUAACUUUUCUUGAAUGUUUUUGAAAGGGCAAAGAUUUUUUUUUCUUCCUGUGAAAAAUUAAUAAUAAUAAUAAACUAUGAUACUGCAGCUUUAUCAAAGAGAAAAAAAGAAGAAAAAAAGGAAACUGUAACAUAUCUCUUAUAUAUAUUAAAAAGCGUUUAAAGGUUUUAAAGAUAAAAAUUGCAUUAAUACAGAUUGAAGUAUUUUAUUCUUUUUUGACUUGAAAAAAUUAUAUUUCAUAUUGCAAAGAUGUUUACAAGUAUUUUAAUUUAAGUUCAGUGAACUUUUUUGUAGCUGGGUUAAAUCUUUUUUAUUUUUUAGUAUGGCCUUAUGGGCAAAGAACACUGUAUUAUUUUAAUAUCACACAAAUUGUGAAUGGAAUUGCAAAACCAUAAAAUGUGUAAUACUUUGAACAGUAUUCUGUUGGGAUGGAGAUUUUUAUAGGUUCAAGAAAAAAAAUCUUUUAAAUCUGCUUCACCCAGCAUAUUUUCUAUUCAGUGAUAUAAAGCAUAUUUUAUUCUAUAUUAUUACAAAAAAUUGAAAUGUUUUAAGCAUACGGUCAAAAGGAAUUGUUGAUGCUUUCUAACAUUUGUAUAAAUAGAAUUCGGUGGAAAUUACAAAAAAAAUUCUGUUGCACCACUACAGUUUAGUAUUUCUAUUUUAAUACAUUUGUUUACCACGUUUAUGUAUAUGUAGGUGAUGUUACUUGAUCUUAAAUGUACUUUACUGAGCAAAGUUUAAAAACAAAAAAUAUAUUUUAUUUUAUGAUAAAGGGCCUUUAACCUCAUGGUCAAAUACUAAUAUUAUAUUUGCUGAGACAAGAUUUGAAAUUGUAUCAAGAGUUUUAUUUUUCUGACAUUUAAAGUGCUACAUAAUAAAGGUGAAACUUAAGUAAUGGUGCUACUUCAUGUUUUUUUAAGUAUUUCUAUAUAAAUAAAAUAAAAUAUUACAGAAAGUA
Sphaerodactylus townsendi is the source of this 3846-nucleotide messenger RNA. It is a transcript of the gene MEX3B, whose product is annotated as mex-3 RNA binding family member B. Gene Ontology annotation, molecular function: RNA binding. NCBI's taxonomy places the organism in Eukaryota, Metazoa, Chordata, Lepidosauria, Squamata, Sphaerodactylidae. The record is from RefSeq and is a predicted model, not a curated record. The transcript is spliced from 3 exons. Bases 522 to 2189 code for a protein of 555 amino acids.